AACUGCGAAGAAGUCAGUUCUGUUUUAACUUUCGACAGUGAUAGCAGAUGGCAGCCGCCGCCUUGAUAAACGUCCUCCUCUGUGCUGGCGGAUUGUUUACAAUCCUCAGCACCAUCGGCCUGGUGUUGUAUUUGGUGAAAUUCAAACACAUGAUCGACAUUACCAACAAUCUGCCCAGCCCGCCUUCUUUGCCGAUCGUGGGCCAUGGCCACCACUUUGCUGGGAAGCCCCCACAUGAAAAUAUGUACACGAUUUACGAGUUUGCCUCAAAGUAUGGACCCACCUUCAAGGUCUGGCUUGGUACAGAGCUGAACAUAUGGACAUCCGAUCUGAAGGAUGUCGAAGUUAUUUUGGGCACGACUCGCUUCAAUGACAAGGCUCAUGAGUACGAUAUGCUGGAGCCGUGGCUGAAAGAGGGACUGCUCACCAGUCGUGGUCGGAAAUGGAAUUCGCGCAGAAAGGUUCUUACGCCGGCGUUCCAUUUCAAAAUUCUGGAGAGCUUUAUUGAUGUUUUUGAAAAGGAGUCCCGAACACUGGUCGCCAACCUGGACAAGGAGUAUCGCAUGCAGACGGAUAAGGGAUUUGAUUUGAAUGAUUGGGUUAAUUUGUGCACCCUGGACACGAUCUGUGAAACGGCAAUGGGCGUGUCGGUUAAUGCCCAAACCAAUGCCGAUUCCGAAUAUGUGAGAGCCGUAAAAACCAUUGCCAUGGUGUUGCACAAACGUAUGUUUGACAUAUUGUGUCGUUUCGAGUUGACCUAUCGCUUCACCAGACUGGCCCGUGAGGAAAAAAAGGCAUUGGCCGUUUUACACGGCUUCACCGAGAAAGUGAUUGUCCAGAGGCGUGAAGAACUGUUGAAAGCCCAAGAAGCGGGAAAACUUGAUGCCGCCGACGAAGAUACCGGUUCGAAGAGGAAAAUGGCUUUCCUUGACAUUUUGUUGCAAUCGCAAGUGGACGGCAAGCCCUUAACAAACAUGGACAUCCGCGAAGAAGUCGAUACGUUCAUGUUCGAGGGACACGAUACGACAUCUUCGGCCGUAACGUUCUGCUUCUACAACUUGGCCAAUUAUCCGGAAUGUCAGCAGAAAUGCUUCGAAGAAAUAGUACAGGUGUUGGGUAAGGACAAGUCGAAACCCGUAACCUUUGAAGACCUAAAUAAUUUGCACUAUUUGGAUUUGUGCAUCAAGGAGACGCUGCGUAUGUUCCCCUCGGUGCCACUGCUGGGCAGGAAAGUAACAGAGGAAUGCGAGAUAAAUGGUAAAAUUAUUCCCGCUGGUACCAAUAUUGGAAUUUCCCCCCUGCAACUGGGUCGACUGGAGGAGUUGUUCCCCGAUCCGGACACCUUUAAACCGGAACGCUUCGAGGCAGGCUAUAGCACAGAACGGCUAAACCCUUACGCCUAUAUACCCUUUUCGGCCGGACCACGCAAUUGCAUUGGACAAAAGUUUGCCGUCUUGGAAAUUAAAACCAUUUUGUCCAAUGUCCUACGUCACUAUUCCGUAGAAUAUGUGGGACCCGGUGAAGAGGAAAUACAUCUGAUAGCCGAAUUGAUUUUGAGAACCAAAGAUCCCCUGAUGUUCAAAAUAAAACCCAGAGUGUAUUAUUAAUAUGUUGUGCCAAUAAAAAAAACGGGGGAGAUUUUAUUGGGAAUCGAUGUGCAUCCCAAAAAAAACCUUUGUGAUUUUCAUAGUUCUGAUGCUGUGCUUGGUUCUGGGCGAUAUAACAAUCGAAAUGAAAUGUGUCAAUGAGCGGACAUCACUUUUCUACAGUUCUAAAGAAAACGAAACAAUGCGGAAAUUUAUGAAUAAAAAUAGCUAAACAUAUUGGGCUGACAUAUAUUUUGCGUUGAAACAUAUAUACAUAAAUAAUGCGCAAUAAUACGCAAACAUUGCUGAGCGAAUUCCACGUUUAGGUGGAGCA
Messenger RNA from Musca domestica (house fly), 1920 nucleotides. Its product is annotated as cytochrome P450 4d1-like. Gene Ontology annotation, molecular function: iron ion binding; monooxygenase activity; heme binding. Lineage: Eukaryota; Metazoa; Arthropoda; Insecta; Diptera; Muscidae. The record is from RefSeq and is a predicted model, not a curated record. The coding region runs from base 48 to 1607 and encodes 519 amino acids. The transcript has 4 exons.